GCGUAGCACACACAAGAAGCAAAGCACCACAUGACCAAAGCAAAGUAAAAACAGUUAGGAAAAUGUCAUGGCAGAUGAUAUAUACAGAAAUCUACUUGUUGUGGUGUGUGAUAUAAAUCCUGUAUGGUGGGGACUUCAGGCCAGGAUCUUACAAGAAAAUCAGCCUGCAAACUUGCCAAAUGAGCCUGUUGUGCCACCAUUAAACGCGUUUUUGAACAAUGUACUGGUAUUCUGUAAUGCUCAUCUCAUGAUGAAACACACAAAUGAACUGGCAAUACUUGGUGCCACUUGUACCAAAAGUCAAUUUAUCUAUCCGAGUAAUGAAGAGAAUGACAAUGAUAGCAUUAAGAACAAAGAUGGAAAGUAUGAACACUUUUCAUCCAUGAACAAUAUAGUUGUUAAAAGAAUUAGAGAAGUAAUGAAAAAUGAAAUCAACAAUGAUGGUAGCGAUGUUAAUCAAAAUACUGCCUCGCUCUUGUCAGGAGCGCUUUCAAUGGCUCUUUGUUAUAUAAAGCAAGCCGAGCGUGAUUGCCCUCGUAAGAUGUUUUUUUUGUCUUUUUCCUACAUUUCGUUGAAUUCUUUUGCCUUCUUUGUUGAUUUUUGUUGUUUUCUAGUUGGACAGUGCGUUAAAUCAAGAUUAUUAAUCCUGAAAGGAACGAAAGACGUGUCCACACAGUACAUGGCCACAAUGAAUUGCAUAUUUGCAGCGCAAAAAAAUAAUAUAGUUAUGGAUUCUUGUCUCCUAAAGUCGGAUUCCGGAUUCCUUCAACAAGCAUCAGACAUUACGGGUGGCAUGUAUUUAAAAGUUGAAAAGAUGGAGUCGCUACUACAAUAUUUAUUGUGGAUUUUCCUACCCAACCCCAGUACAAGGGAGAGCUUAAACAUGCCACGUGCCAUAGAAAUCGACUACAGAGCAGCUUGCUUUUGUCACAGAACAUUGGUGGACAUUGGCUUCGUGUGCUCUGUUUGUCUUUCAAUUUACUGUCAAUUGAUACCACGAUGUCGUACUUGUCAAACAAGAUUCAAACUUCCAAUGGCUACACUAGCCCGACCCAAAAAAAGGAAAAAUUAGGAGCAUUCCUCGACUAUGGAUUAAAAAAGCAUGACAUAUACAUAUGUAUACAAACGUCAAAUUCAGCACGUUGGAGUUUUUAUAUCAUAAGGAAGGCACUCUUCGACGAAGCACCAGAUUUAAUAGAUUGUGAGAUUCAAACGAUAUGAAUGACAAACAACAAAAAUUGUGAAACAGAAAUUAAACCUAGAUCUUUGUGUUUUAA
Messenger RNA from Xenia sp. Carnegie-2017, 1277 nucleotides. Its product is annotated as general transcription factor IIH subunit 3-like. Gene Ontology annotation, cellular component: transcription factor TFIIH core complex; transcription factor TFIIH holo complex. Gene Ontology annotation, biological process: nucleotide-excision repair; regulation of DNA-templated transcription. The transcript is spliced from 12 exons. The record is from RefSeq and is a predicted model, not a curated record. Bases 68 to 1072 code for a protein of 334 amino acids. Lineage: Eukaryota; Metazoa; Cnidaria; Anthozoa; Malacalcyonacea; Xeniidae.